AUGCGUUUAAAGGUGACAAUGGCACGAGAACCAAAACACAGUGAUUCGGUAACAGCUGUUGCAUGGAUAAAAAGCGAUGAAUUGAUUAGUGCGGGUGAUGAUCAGCAAGUGUUAAAAUGGAAUUUAAUGAAUAGUGAUGUUCAGGUGUUAAUGCACUUACCCAGCUCAUUAUAUCCGACAGAUAUGCAAUGGCUUCCAUAUGACAGUACCAAACAACAGUUAAAUAAUAUUUUUGUUUUAACAUCAACAGAAGGUAAAUUUUAUAUUUGCAAUCGAAAUGGACGUAUUGAAAAAGUGAUUGAAGCUCAUGAAGGAGCAAUUUUGGCCGGUCGUUGGAGUCAUGAUGGUUCUACAUUCGCGACUUGUGGAGAAGAUGGUGCAGUGAAGAUGUGGUCUCGAAGUGGUAUGCUCCGAAGUAUUUUACUGGAAAAUUCUUGUCCAGUUUAUGAGAUUUGUUGGAACGGCGAUGAUUCAUCCAUAGCUUUUUGUUGCGGUGAAAAUUGUUUCACAAAAGUUCUUAAAUCACAGAUAUCGCUUAUCAAAUGGAAGGCUCAUGAUGGUAUUGUGCUAUGUAUUGAUUGGAAUGCUAAUACGAAUCUUUUGAUAAGCGGUGGAGAAGAUUGCAAAUAUAAGGUAUGGGAUGAAUAUGGACGUCCAAUGUAUUGUAGCAGUUCACAAGACUAUCCAAUUACAUCAAUUGCAUGGAAUAUUGAUGGUGACCUUUUUGCUGUUGGAUCUUUCAAUCUGCUUAGAUUAUGCGAUAAGGCUGGAUGGUCACAUUCAUUGGAAAAAUUAUCAACAGGAAGCAUUUACAAUAUCAAUUGGUCACCUGAUAGUACUCAGCUAGCUGGUGCCUGCUCUGAUGGAAAUGUUUUGCAUGCUUAUUUGGUUGAGAAACGAAUUACAUGGCGAAAUAUUGAAGCAGUACAAACGAAACGUCAAUUGAUCGAUAUUCGCGAUGUACUUUCUGAUGUUGCAUGUGAAAAGUUGGAGGUACGAGAUCGUAUCACUAAAUUAUCACUUGGUUUCGAACAACUUGUA
Acanthocheilonema viteae is the source of this 1041-nucleotide messenger RNA. Lineage: Eukaryota; Metazoa; Nematoda; Chromadorea; Rhabditida; Onchocercidae. The record is from the annotation of a GenBank genome assembly.